GAAGCGAAUGGGUGUCAACUACUCCACCCGGCACUGCUUCGCAUUCAUCUCCAUCUUUCUCCUCCUAGCAGGUGUGACGACUCUCAUCGUCUGGCUCGUGUACCGCCCAAGCAAGCCGAGCUUCCACGUCAUCGGCGCUGCCAUCUACGACGUGAACACGACCUCGUCCUACGUAGUCUCCACAACCAUGCAGUUCACAUUGGUUGCCCACAAUCCCAACAAGCGAUCCGCCGCAUACAUCGAUCGCCUUUCCGCCUACAUCUCGUACAGGGAAGAAGUGAUCACGGCGCCAGCUCCGCUCCCACCGAUGUUCCUGGAGAGGGAAGGGACGGUGAUCAUGUCGCCGAUGCUGGGAGGUGAGCCGGUGCCGGUGUCGCCGAAUGUUCCGGGUGGGCUGGUGACGGAUGAGGCGUAUGGGGUGGUGGCGCUGAGGGUGGUGUUGUUGGGGAGGUUGAGAUGGAAAGCUGGAGCGUUUCGAAGCGGACACUAUGGGAUGUUUGCGAAAUGUGAUGUGUUGAUAGGUUUGAAGAAGGGUCAUGUUGGGGAAGUUCCUAUACUAGGCUCUCCUGAUUGUAGUGUUGAUGUUUGAGUUUUCAAUGCCUUUUUCUUCUCUGUUGGGUCCUUUUGUAAUUGGGCUUGCUUGUUGUAUUCUGCAACACCAUAGAAGAAGAAGAAGAAAAAGUAGAGUGUUUAAAUGCAUGUUAUAGUAUAAUGGAUAUUAAAGAGAAAAUCCUUUCUUCUUUUAUCAA
Magnolia sinica is the source of this 749-nucleotide messenger RNA. RefSeq names its product NDR1/HIN1-like protein 1. The coding region runs from base 8 to 589 and encodes 193 amino acids. The transcript has a single exon. Gene Ontology annotation, biological process: defense response to other organism. The record is from RefSeq and is a predicted model, not a curated record. NCBI's taxonomy places the organism in Eukaryota, Viridiplantae, Streptophyta, Magnoliopsida, Magnoliales, Magnoliaceae.